Molecule: messenger RNA, 2264 nt
Organism: Striga asiatica
Lineage: Eukaryota; Viridiplantae; Streptophyta; Magnoliopsida; Lamiales; Orobanchaceae
Source: the annotation of a GenBank genome assembly
UAUUAAACGGGCCUGAUUCGAGGUCGAUCAACAAAUGAACGAGCUCGAACGAUCAACCCGAUUUGCAGCAAUUGGAAUGCAUACCACUGACUGAGACAAAGUGAAGGAAGCCACACUCGACGGACAAAUUGCGCUUCCCACCGUAGCGGCGGCGGCGGAGGCCUGACGACGUCUUAUCUUCUACCUCGUUUCGGGUUUCUGCUGCUGCUCUUCCUCUCUCGUCUUGUUGAUCAUGGAUUUGGAAGCUAAUUACGAAAUAGCUCGCGUGGCAGAAUUCAUUCUUAGCCGUAACUUCACUAGAGUAGCUCUGCAGUUCCCUGAUGAACUACUGAAAGAUUCUAUGAGGGUUGUGAAAGCUUUGCGCCAAGAGCUCGAAUCUCAUGUGAAAUUAUAUGUAAUGGCUGACACAACAUACGGAAGCUGUUGCGUAGAUGAAGUUGGAGCAGCUCAUGUCAAUGCCAAUUGUGUCGUUCAUUAUGGGCAUACGUGCCUCAGCCCGACAUCAACACUACCUGCGUUGUUCAUUUUUCGAAAAGCUUCAGUCGUCACAUCAAAUUGUGCCAGAACUUUACUUGAUCACGGGUUGAAAAGUGGGAAGCCUAUUUUGGUUCUUUAUGGACUGGAAUAUGCACAUGCCAUAUCCGAAAUAAAAAAAUUGUCCUCGUCUAGUGCUUCAAGUGCACAUGGAUCUACAACCAUCUUAGAGCACUUAUAUGCUGAUGCAAACUCUUCAGUUAUAAGCCCGUGUGAAGAAUGUGGGGUUUCAAAUAAAUGCGAAACUGAAACCGAAGAAACUGGUCAAAAUUACAACUUUGGUGGUUUGAGUUGGAGAUUACCCCAGGGACGGAAAAUGGAGGAUUAUUUACUUUUCUGGAUUGGCUCGGAAGAUACAGCAUUUGCUAAUGUUGUGCUGACAUUCAAUAGCUGUGAAAUAGGGGUCAGGCCUCGGGUCUACCUUCUGCAGCACCCCAUCUGGUAUUACCUAGUUGAGAAAGCAAAGGAUGCCAACAUGAUCGGAAUCUUGGUUGGGACACUUGGUGCAGCUGGUUAUCUUGACAUGAUCAAUAGAAUGAGGAAACUGAUAACAAAAGCUGGGAAAAAGUCGUACACAUUUGUUAUGGGAAGGCCAAAUCCUGCAAAACUUGCUAAUUUUCCUGAGUGCGAUGUUUUUAUCAAUGUAUCUUGUCCACAAACUGCUCUACUGGAUAGUAAGGAGUUCUUAGCUCCUAUAAUUACUCCAUUUGAAGCCAUGCUUGCUUUGGUCAGAUGGCUACAACAACAACAUCCCAUGCUGACAUGGUCGCAACUCAUAUCUGAACUAAUGGAGCAAUUUGGUGGCGAUUUGUCUGCCCCACCAACUCAGUUGUUACCUGCUCUCCGUCAGGUUGGUACGAUGGAUGAAUAUUGCAAUGAGUUUCAUGUCCGGGCUGCCCAUAUCUCUGGGAUACCCUCUCAUAUCCAGUUAGAGUUGUUUCUGAAUGGGCUAAAGGAAGAGCUCCGAGUUCGUUUUCGCCCAAAUGAUGCUACUGAUUUACGGAUAGCAAUGAGUGAAGAGGUGGAGUACGGGUUUCGGGGAAGGCAAUGGACAGGAGAAUAUAUUGUGGAAUUUCGAGAUUUGAUUGCUUCAUCUCCUUUAGCAUGGGAACAACAGUCUGAUGAGGCACGGUUUUCUUUCAUUCAGGGUAGUUAUGUUGAACAUUUGGAUCUACAAGAUGAAGAGGAGAAGGAUGAAAUCCUUGCGCUGGUGAACACCACAGAAAAAGCCGUGCAAUUGAGGAGUGAGGAUAACAAGAGUGUAGCCAAAACUGGGGCCGAAUAUCUUAUGAGCCGAUCGUAUCAAGGUCUGGACAUUAGUGGGACCGAUUCUCUUCCGGGGAAAUUUUUUACUGGGAGAAGUGGGAAGGCAUCAGGGUACAAGAACGAGAAUACAAGGUGACUCGUAUUUUUCGAAACCUGAGAAAUGGCUUUCUGUUCUUGAAUUUGCAAUAUAGUUUCAACUUUAAGGGGAUUUAUCAUGGAGAACCAGAUUACUUGCACUUGCUGUCACUGCCUCUACCUUUUUCCAAUCCAAUAUUUUUCAACUAGGACUGGAUGUUGAACCGGAUAAAUGAUUGGGUCACUGGUCGGAAUAGUUGAACAAUUUAUUUUUAGAGAAACCUAUACAUACAUACUUAUAUGAUGUAAUUUUUUUUUUUUUUUGAAAUUAUAUUUUUCUCUAAAUUUGUAUACUCAAGCUUUGUUAAGAGUACUAGUUUGUAUUAUUU